GCCCCCCUCUUCUCACGUCUCUUUAUACAGACUCGGUACUCCAAAAAGCUUUCACGCCCUCCCCCCAGCUAGACACCUCUGCAUACAGAGGCAGGAAGAAGAGGAAGAAGAAGAGAAGAGUUGCCAAUUAUUACUGUGUGGACAUGUCGCUUCUCUCAGAUCUCAUCAACCUUAACCUCUCAGACACCACUGACAAGAUCAUUGCCGAGUACAUAUGGAUCGGCGGAUCUGGCAUGGACAUGAGGAGCAAAGCAAGGACUCUUUCUGGUCCUGUUAGUGAUCCUUCAAAGCUCCCCAAGUGGAACUAUGAUGGUUCCAGCACAGGACAGGCUCCUGGAGAAGACAGCGAAGUCAUCCUAUAUCCCCAGGCUAUUUUCAAGGAUCCAUUUAGGAGGGGCAACAAUAUACUUGUGAUGUGUGAUGCUUACACCCCUGCUGGUGAGCCAAUUCCAACAAACAAGAGACACGCUGCUGCUAAGAUCUUCAGCCAUCCAGAUGUUGUUGCUGAAGAGCCCUGGUACGGCAUUGAGCAAGAAUACACCUUGCUGCAGAGAGAUGUUAAAUGGCCUAUUGGGUGGCCUCUUGGUGGUUACCCUGGUCCUCAGGGGCCAUACUACUGUAGUAUUGGUGCUGACAAAUCCUUUGGGCGAGACGUUGUUGAUUCACACUACAAGUCCUGUCUAUAUGCUGGCAUCAACAUUAGUGGUAUUAAUGGAGAAGUCAUGCCAGGCCAGUGGGAAUUUCAAGUGGGACCUGCAGUUGGAAUCUCUGCUGGAGAUGAAUUAUGGGUUGCGCGCUACAUUUUGGAGAGGAUUACAGAGAUUGCUGGAGUUGUCCUUUCUUUUGAUCCCAAGCCAAUUCAGGGUGACUGGAAUGGUGCUGGAGCUCACACAAACUAUAGUACAAAGUCAAUGAGGCAUGAUGGGGGCUAUGAGGUCAUCAAGAAAGCAAUUGAGAAGUUGGGGCUGAGGCACAAAGAACACAUUGCUGCAUAUGGUGAAGGCAAUGAACGCAGACUGACUGGACGACAUGAAACGGCUGACAUCAACACUUUCUUAUGGGGCGUUGCUAACCGUGGAGCAUCGAUUCGCGUUGGCCGAGACACAGAGACGCAAGGAAAGGGAUAUUUCGAGGACAGGAGGCCUGCAUCAAACAUGGAUCCAUAUGUUGUGACUUCUAUGAUUGCAGAAACCACAAUCCUGUGGAAACCAUAAGCAAGUUGAUGCUCCCAACCACUCAAAAUUUGAAACAUUGUUGUUUUUAGCCUGUGUCUGUGGGAGUGUAGAAAGAACUGUGUUUCAGUGGGAACUUGUUCUCCAUGUGGUUUCAACUUCCUCUUUGAUUCCAAAUUUUCCUGCUGUUUCGCCAGUUCGCCCUUGUGUGGGAGGUGUGGCAAGGUUGGGUUAUUGCUUCCUUGCAUAUGCAGUCAUUCUCUGUUAUGCAUUUUAAUAAUAUAAAACGCUUUAAUAUCAAUAACAUUAUUAUUGGGCA
Messenger RNA from Hevea brasiliensis (rubber tree), 1491 nucleotides. Its product is annotated as glutamine synthetase cytosolic isozyme 2. Bases 144 to 1214 code for a protein of 356 amino acids. The record is from RefSeq and is a predicted model, not a curated record. Gene Ontology annotation, molecular function: glutamine synthetase activity. Gene Ontology annotation, cellular component: cytoplasm. The transcript is spliced from 12 exons. Lineage: Eukaryota; Viridiplantae; Streptophyta; Magnoliopsida; Malpighiales; Euphorbiaceae.